Etheostoma cragini (Arkansas darter) is the source of this 464-nucleotide messenger RNA. Its product is annotated as fukutin-like. NCBI's taxonomy places the organism in Eukaryota, Metazoa, Chordata, Actinopteri, Perciformes, Percidae. Gene Ontology annotation, cellular component: Golgi membrane. The record is from RefSeq and is a predicted model, not a curated record. The transcript is spliced from 2 exons. The coding region runs from base 58 to 411 and encodes 117 amino acids.
CCCCCAGGGCAUCCACCUAUGUAACCCCCCAGGGUAUCUACCUGUCUAACCCCCCAGAUGUGUGCCCCCCAGGUGGAGGACAGUCUGGAGCUCUCCUUCCUGAGUGAAGACAUCAAACUGGACGUCUUCUUCUUCUACGAGGACAGCAACGUUGUGUGGAACGGAGGGACGCAGGCCAAGAGCGGCAGGAAGUUCAAGUACGUGUUCCCGCCCUUCUCUCUGUGCUGGGCGGAGCUUCUGGAGCUGAGGGUUCGAGUCCCGUGUGAGACGCUCGACUACGUGACGGCCAACUACGGCGCCGCCUGGAGCGUCCCCGUGACGAUCUGGGACUGGAAGACGUCGCCUAGCAACGUGCAGGAAAACGGGGUGUGGCCUCUGGCAGAGUGGGCGGAGCUUAUCCAAGUCUACUAAGCCUCAAAACUACAAAUACAGACAUGAAACUACAAAUAAAGACUCAGAACUCA